AUGCCUACUUUCAUUUUGUCGAGCCAACAAAAGUCAUCGCAGCGAUCAGCUGAAAGGGAUACUAAGCAAGCGCAGUCAGCAGAAGCAGCAGUAAACAGCAAUCGGGCAGCAACAAAUCCACUGACAACAGUGAAAGAAAACAAAAUGCAUGAUGAGGGUGUACCAAGCAAAAAAGGUUCAUCAGUUCAGACUGGUAGUGAUCGCUACAUUAAUGUAAAAAGGAAAUCGAUUCUUAUUAAAUCAGCGGUCAAUACCAAAAAAUUUCAACCUGGCACGCCAAAUAGUAAAAAGCCAGAAAUUCUUAACGGUAACAGAUUUGCCAUACUGAUCAAAGGGCCUAACGACGAUGCAAAGGGUACCACCACAGUGGUGAAUGCCAAACACCCUCCAAUCUACUUGCGUGAGCGGAGCUCAAAUGCUCUUGUCGCUAAAUUAAGUAAAAUUGUAGAUACUAAGAAUUUUCAUAUAGUGCCGUUGAAAUAA
This is a messenger RNA of Bactrocera dorsalis (oriental fruit fly), 483 nucleotides long. RefSeq lists its product as uncharacterized. Lineage: Eukaryota; Metazoa; Arthropoda; Insecta; Diptera; Tephritidae. The transcript has a single exon. The record is from RefSeq and is a predicted model, not a curated record. The coding region runs from base 1 to 483 and encodes 160 amino acids.